This is a messenger RNA of Racocetra persica, 254 nucleotides long. The record is from the annotation of a GenBank genome assembly. Lineage: Eukaryota; Fungi; Glomeromycota; Glomeromycetes; Diversisporales; Gigasporaceae.
AGAAAACAGCAUCAACAGGCAACACAUCGGUGGUAUACUCUAACACAGAACAUCCCAAUAUUGAUGAAACCACAAAGGCGUAUAUUGACAAUGCAUGUAAAACGUUAUCUAGCGCCAUUAUUAGUACUAUUAAGACAUAUAUUGACCAAUCAAUAGCAAUACAAAUAGAGCUAAUAAACAAGCUGAAUGAACGACUAGACUUCUUCAACCAACAGCAGAAACCAGACCCCAAGGCAGCUCAACACAGCAAAACA